This is a messenger RNA of Lynx canadensis (Canada lynx), 848 nucleotides long. RefSeq names its product myosin light chain 4 (gene MYL4). The record is from RefSeq and is a predicted model, not a curated record. The coding region runs from base 89 to 664 and encodes 191 amino acids. Gene Ontology annotation, cellular component: myosin II complex. Gene Ontology annotation, molecular function: calcium ion binding. The transcript is spliced from 7 exons. NCBI's taxonomy places the organism in Eukaryota, Metazoa, Chordata, Mammalia, Carnivora, Felidae.
GGCCCGGCCUCCUGUCUCAUCUCCCAGGCGCCACAUCUCUUGAUUCCUUCCUAGCUCCCACCUCCACUGAAGAUCCCAGCAAGACAACAUGCCUCCCAAGAAGCCUGAGCCUAAGAAGGAAGCAGCCAAGGCCGCCCCAGCCCCAGCCCCUGCCCCAGCUCCUGAACCCCCCAAGGAACCUGCCUUUGACCCCAAGAGUGUAAAGAUAGACUUCACUGCUGACCAGAUCGAAGAGUUCAAAGAGGCUUUCUCGUUGUUUGACCGGACGCCAACUGGGGAGAUGAAGAUUACCUAUGGGCAGUGUGGGGAUGUGCUGCGGGCCCUGGGCCAGAACCCUACCAACGCUGAGGUGCUGCGUGUCCUGGGCAAGCCUAAGCCUGAAGAGAUGAAUGCCAAGAUGCUGGACUUUGAGACGUUCUUGCCCAUCCUGCAGCACAUCUCCCGCAACAAGGAGCAGGGCACCUAUGAGGACUUUGUGGAGGGGCUGCGCGUUUUCGACAAGGAGAGCAAUGGCACCGUCAUGGGUGCCGAGCUUCGCCAUGUCCUUGCCACCCUGGGAGAGAAGAUGACUGAGGCUGAAGUGGAACAGCUGUUGGCUGGGCAAGAGGAUGCCAAUGGCUGCAUCAAUUACGAAGCCUUUGUCAAACACAUAAUGUCUGGGUGAAGCAGACCCGUCUAGGGCUCCUGCAGUGAAAUCCAGGUCCUGGGUAGAAGAGAGAGUGCUUCUGGCCGGUGCUCUGGACUCUGUUCCUGUUCACUCCCCAUCCCCUGAGCUCCCCUGGGCUUAGGGCCAUCCUGAUUGGGGUGUGGGGUUUGUGAUAAGAGGCUGGGGUUCAUCUAGCACUUUC